AUGUACCAAAACCCCACCAAAACCCCUGUCAUGAAGCUUCAGAAGAUCUUCAGCUGCACCCCCGAUUCCUCGACGAAGCUCUCGAUCUUCCCCCUGCCACGCCAUCCCAUCUCCCAUCCUGGGGCCUGUCCAAACACCUCUCAACAAUCGUCCAAUCGCUGCAAGCGUCACUCGGAUAUCUCGUGCAUUGACUUCGAACUCGGCACACCUACCUGCCCACCUAUUCCCGACUUUCACAAGUUAAAGAGACCACGGUUCACGUGGACGGCGAAUUUACACUUGGAUCACCAGUUGGCAGGCCAUAUCACCACCAAUCGCCUGUAUUCAACGGGGACACCAACGCCACAAGCACCUUCGAAACCGCCAACCGCGGGCCUCGUCCUAGUUGACCCCGCCGCACCCGCCACCAGCCCCUCCGUUGAAAAGACUCCCCGCUCGGCACAGCGUCCCGACACCGCAACGCUUCCAAGCUUCCAAGACAUUUACAGGUUACUCGAUUGUUGUUGUGCCUUGUGCCUCUUGUCCGUCCGGCUCAUUGAUUUGAUUGCUCGGACUGAAGCCGAACUGGCCACGCCUGAUUGUCAAGCAAUUGACAACUGCCCAGACAGCAUCCCACUUUUGACUCCGGUCUCUUGCGUCCUGUGA
Molecule: messenger RNA, 645 nt
Organism: Podospora bellae-mahoneyi
Lineage: Eukaryota; Fungi; Ascomycota; Sordariomycetes; Sordariales; Podosporaceae
Exons: 4
Coding region: 1-645 (214 amino acids)
Source: RefSeq, a predicted model, not a curated record